UCCUGCCGAAAGGAGCCGUUCAAUUUUUUUAUGCGUGUUCAUUAAAAACUCAUCAGACUCACUAAAUUUAUCCCAUUUCCCAUCUCACCCCUGACAUCCCCCAAAUAUUUGUAAGUCCUCUAGCACCCGUGAUUACGAACAAAUGAUCCCAGAAGUCCAGUUGUAUCCAGAAAAGCCCUCUUCAAUCUGCCACAGGUUCCGAGAACCUCUAUGGAAAAAAACCUUCAAAAGCCAAUAGACACAGGAAAGAAAAAUGAGGCGUACAUCUGUCCCGCAUGUGGAUGCAGGAAACGCCUCAUCACAAUGUUAAAUAUCUCCGAGAGAAGUGUAGGCGCAUCCCGACCUUUUAUUCUCCAUCUCUCUUCCUCUCUUUCUCUGUCUCUCCCCACACCUCUGGCAGCGCAGAUGCCACAGAGGAGGCAUUCACAGGUCCACAGCACCAGCUAAGCCUCCUUCUCUCAAUCCCAACAAACUCCCUCCAACCAAUCCCGAGAAGAAAGUCUUUACCACGUGUUCAGUGAUCAAUACCUUCCCCACCAAUUCUUCAACAUCUCUUCACUCUUUGAGACCUCUCACAAUCAGUGUUAAACGUAAGUGGCCCAAGGACAGUCAAGUUACCUCGCGUGAUGUUGUAAAUCGCGAAUACGUCAGAUUUCACAAAUCCCCGGUCAUUUAAUUGUUUACAUUUUCGAACCACUAAAAGUUACAUUAAAAAAUUCAUUUCGCUGAAUUGUAAUUACCUUGAACACUUGCAACAUCGAGACAGAUCCAAAUGACAGCUCGUAAAGGAAGAAAACAGAAUAAUUACGUUAUUUCGAAUUUGUCAUCGCUGAUAAGAUAAGUGAUGACGGAAUUCGACAUUCUUGAGUACUGAACCCACCAGGAGAACAGAAAAAUGUGUGAUUAUUUUGGAAUAACUGCUCGCACUGAAGGCAAUCCUAAAGGAUAUGGAAAAAAAGGAGGAACAAUUGAGAAUUGUUCGAGAAAUUUUUCUCGGUUUAAAUCGCGAGUUUCUCAGUCGAGGAGUGAAAUUAAAGACUUUGAAGUCUUUAGCGGAACGAAGAGACUCAACAAAUGGCAAACAGUUCGUAGGCCUCGUCAGCUUCAGGAUAUUUGCAAUAGGAAUUUUUAUUUCCAUAAUUUGUGGACUAAUCGUUCGUGGGCGUGACGAUUUAGUUAAUUAUAUUUUCAAUUCGAGAUGCUACAUUCCGAAUAAUUAUUUAGUCUGGGAAUUUACGAGACCAGUGUCAGACUGCGAUUACUGUCGCGGAAUAAAUUCUGCUAUAAUCAUCGAAAAUGUUACCAAAGAGAAAUUUGAGGAAUUUGCGUACAGCUCUAGGCCGAUUAUCGUGAAGAGGGCGAUUGAGCACUGGAAGGCUGCUGAGGUUUUUAGUCUUGAGUUUUUCAGGGAUUUGUAUAACAGAAUUGAGGGGAGUUAUGAAUCGGUGGAGGAGGAGUGCCAGUUUUUGCAUUUCAAGAGCAACUUCUCAAGUCUUAGGGAAGUGUUUGAGAUGAGUGAAGGACGGAGGCAGAACAGGGAGGGAGGGAGCUGGUAUGUGGGAUGGAAGAACUGCCAUCCUGAAGUACUCGAAGAGAUGAGGAAGUAUUAUGAAACGCCGACGUUCUUUCCGGAUGAUGCCGAGGUACCCCAGACGAAUUAUGUGUUCCUGGGAUACGACGAGGGCGCGAUCAUGCAUUUGGAUUAUAUUCCGCGACUGAUGUGGCAGGGUCAAGUCUUGGGGGAUAAAACGUGGACUGUAGCGCCGACUCCAGAGUGCGAUAGCGUCUGCAAUAAAUUUAAUUUCUCUGUAAGCAAAGGAGAUCUCAUUCUGCUUGAUACAAGGAUUUGGUACCAUGCGACCUACGUUGAGAGAGGACAGCUCAGUCUCACAGUGACGUCCGAAUACGGAUGAUUAUUAUAUACAUAAAAUCUUCAAAUUUUAUACCAAAGUGUUGGAAGAUAACAAGUCCAGAUUAUUUACGACAUUUGAGAAAAUAAUUGUGAAACCACUGGUUCCUGGAGGAAAAUCAUUUUGUUUUUCCAUGAGAUUCUCCGUAACCAAAAACUAUUGAUAAUUUUAUUUAGUACAAUAUUAUUAUAAUAUAAUUGUUAUCAUAUAAUUAUAGUUAUAAAUGCCACUUGAGAAGAUGAAAGAAGAGCGAAAAUCUCAAUUUUUUCAGAUCUAAUAGCAAGUUUUGUACAAUAGUUUUAAAAUUGAUUGACUAAUUCGAAAAACCUUUGAGGAGCCAAAUAUUUCUGAUAAAUGAUUCGAAACUGUCGUCUGUCCGGCAUCUUUAGCCGUAAAUCAUCUAAUUUUUUACGGACUUGUUUCUUCCCAGCCGAUUAUUUUUAUACAAAGAUUGCACAUAAAUUAAAAAAAUAUUUUUUAUAAUUUUAUAAAUGUUCGCCAAUGUUGGUCAGGGUAUUUUUUCAAUAAUAAAAACAGUGGUGCCAUG
Molecule: messenger RNA, 2457 nt
Organism: Diachasmimorpha longicaudata
Lineage: Eukaryota; Metazoa; Arthropoda; Insecta; Hymenoptera; Braconidae
Exons: 2
Coding region: 948-1913 (321 amino acids)
Molecular function (GO): 2-oxoglutarate-dependent dioxygenase activity
Source: RefSeq, a predicted model, not a curated record